CCAAGAAAACAAAGGCUUUUGAGGGAGGAAGGAAAUUAAGCUUCCUUCCAGUCAAAGAAAUAGUAUAAUCUUAAUUAAAAGAUAUUAUUAUUUCUUUAAAAAUGGAAAAACAAGAACCAAACUCAAAGCCUUUGGAUGAUUCAAAUUCAACAAAUAAACCUAACUCAAAUCCAAACACGUCAUUAGUUGAUGUGCCUCCAACUACAGAUAUGGCAAUAUCUUCAAUUUCAUCAACAUUGCUUCCUCAACCUUCUUGGUUCACUGCAAAAAGGUUACUUGCUGUAUUCUGUGUGAUCAACUUAUUAAAUUAUGUGGAUCGUGGAACUAUUGCGAGCAAUGGUGUUAAUGGAAGCCACAGAACUUGUACGAAAACUGGCACAUGUUCUUCUGGCAGCGGAAUUCAGGGUGAAUUUAAUUUGAAUAAUUUUCAGGAUGGUGUCAUAUCAUCUGCUUUCAUGGUUGGGCUUCUAAUAGCAUCUCCAAUAUUUGCCUCCUUCGCAAAGAGUGUCAAUCCUUUUAGACUUAUUGGAGUUGGACUGACAGUGUGGACAAUAGCUAUUGUUGGUUGUGGUUUCUCAAUGAAUUUCUGGUUCAUUGCAACAUGCAGAAUGUUGGUGGGUGUUGGUGAGGCAUCUUUCAUAAGCCUUGCUGCUCCUUUUAUUGAUGAUAAUGCCCCUGUUGCUCAGAAAACAGCAUGGCUGGGAAUAUUUUACAUGUGUAUACCAACCGGGAUAGCAGUUGGCUAUGUAUAUGGUGGACUGGUUGGCAAUCAUCUUAGCUGGCGUUGGGCAUUUUGGAUAGAGGCAUUACUCAUGCUUCCCUUUGCAGUUUUAGGUUUAUUUAUGAAACCAUUGCAAUUAAAAGGAUUCUCUCACACCGGAUCAAAAACACCAUUGACUUCUCCUCUGACUGCUAGCCCAGAAGAAGCUGUUUCAAAUUCUAGCAAUGGUUUGUUAUCAACACGGGAAGAUUCCAAGGAUGGUUCGAAAGGUGCUCCUAGCAAUUUGAAUGAGUUGACAAGAUUUUGGAAGGAUCUGAAGAUGCUUCAUCUUGAAAAGAUUUAUGUCAUUAAUGUUCUAGGAUACAUAGCAUAUAAUUUUGUAAUUGGUGCAUAUUCCUAUUGGGGACCGAAGGCUGGUUAUAACAUAUACCAUAUGGAAAAUGCAGACAUGAUGUUUGGAGGUGUUACUGUUAUAUCUGGAAUAUUUGGAACCUUGGCCGGAGGCUUUAUUUUGGAUCAAAUGACUUCCACAAUAUCCAAUGCCUUUAAGCUUCUAUCAGUGGCGACAUUUCUUGGAGCAAUAUUUUGCUUUGCUGCCUUUUGUUUCAAGAGUUUAUAUGCUUUCAUCCCUCUUUUUGCAAUAGGAGAGCUGCUUGUAUUUGCAACACAGGGCCCUGUAAACUAUGUAUGUCUUCAUUGCGUCAAACCAAGUCUGAGACCACUGUCUAUGGCGAUGUCUACUGUUUCAAUUCACAUAUUUGGUGAUGUGCCUUCCUCUCCUCUUGUGGGGGUUGUCCAGGAUCGCAUUAACAAUUGGAGGGUCACUGCUUUGAUGUUGACAUCAGUUCUAUUUAUAGCCUCUGGAAUAUGGUUUACAGGCAUCUUUGUUCAUAGCGUAGAUAGAUUCAAUGAAGAUAGUGAGCAUCAAAUAAGUGAUGCUGAGAGAGCAAAGUCACCACCACUGCUUGAGGAGAAAACUACCGAGGUCUCUAUCGAAUCCUAGUUUUUGUGUAGCUGUUGCACAAAUGAAAUGUAAAUUCUUUGGUUCUUUUUCUCUUGAUAACAAGAAGUAUUUGGGGUCGGUUUUUCACGUACCUUAGACUAUUCGACCUCGGGUACCUGUUACCUCCAACCAACAUAGAUAUCAGGUAAACCUGUCCGUCAAGACUUAAAAUGUAAAUUCUUUGAUUCUUGUUUCUGUGUAAAUAAUGUUGCACUCCAUAAAGAGUAGUAGUUUGAGUUUUUCA
Molecule: messenger RNA, 1968 nt
Organism: Lycium barbarum (goji berry)
Lineage: Eukaryota; Viridiplantae; Streptophyta; Magnoliopsida; Solanales; Solanaceae
Product: probable sphingolipid transporter spinster homolog 2
Exons: 16
Coding region: 102-1724 (540 amino acids)
Biological process (GO): transmembrane transport
Cellular component (GO): membrane
Molecular function (GO): transmembrane transporter activity
Source: RefSeq, a predicted model, not a curated record